AUGUUCGUUGGGUUUGCGGCGAAAGCAGUAAAAUGACUUCGAGGUUGAGUGUUUGAAGCAAGUGUUUUGGUUGUUUAAUAAUUUUCGGGUGCUUUAUUGCGUUAUAUUCCCUGUUGAAUAGCUAAUUACUAGUUUUGUGUGUUUAUAUAAGUGUGUUGUCUUAUUUCUGCCAUUCUAAAAACAUUGAAGUUGUCCUUGCUUGGUUGCCUGGCCACAGUGGCAUUUUAGGUAAUGAAACUGCAGAUCUUUGUGCCAAAGACGCCACAACAACUGGCUGUAUGGAUCAUUACAGAGUUUAUUCUAAUGAUUUACUCCCAAUAGCUAAACAACGAUUGCUUUCUUCUUGGAAUUCUUGUUGGCAAAAGACUAGUUUUUCUAAAGGUAAAUCAACAGAGAUCCUGUCAUCAAACAUUCUUAGCUACUCACUUAAUUCUUAGUGAAUAUCUGUGACCUUGCUCGUUCACGAAGCCCGCUAUAGAAAGCAGAGUAUUAAAUACACUUGACAUUGGCGAAAUCUAAAAGGAAACGCCAUAAACCUAAGAGAUAGAUAAGCAGUAAAAUUGGUCACUGCAUUGUAAUAUUAACUGCUGAAAGCAAAGCGUUUAUGUAUUAAAAUGUGUUUGUUAUUGCAUUGAAUUUAUAAUUCUGCAAAAGAAGCAUAUAGUUUAAGAGAAAAUGGAGAAAAUAAACUGCAGUUUGUUAGCAAUAUCGCUUUGUGCAUUGUUGUGGGGUGUGGCCGGUCAGUACGAAUGGCAAAUACGCGAUGCUUUUGACGAAGUCCGAGGGAAGAUGGACAAGAUUAAUAGCGAAAAUUGUUACAUUAGUCAUCUUGAUGACUUAUACCUCUCCGAAGACUCUGUUUCUCACCAUCCCGACGUGAAAGAGAUCAACAUCAACCCGGUAUUCCCAAACCGUACCGCGAUGCUGCAUUUGCACAAUAUGGCCAUGAAUAGAGCUUUUUUCUGGAGCUUCGUUCUCCAAACCAGGUUUAUUAGACCCGCCAUCAAUGAUACCUAUGAUCCUGGUAUGAUGUAUUAUUUCCUUUCGGCCGUUGCCGAUGUGGCUGCCAAUCCCUACAUAAACGCUAGUGCAAUAUAUUUCUCCCCAAAUAUGUCGUAUACCUCGUCGUACAGAGGGUUCUUUAACAAGACCCUGCCGCGUUUUGCUCCCAGAGCAUUCCGAGCUGAUGAUUUCAACGAUCCUGUACACUUACAAAAAAUAUCUACUAUGAACACGUUUAUAAUUGAAGAUUUAGGUGCGUUCGAACCAGAUAGCUUAUCGAAAGACUAUACGUCAGAAUUCUACAGGACCAAUGAGUGGUAUAAGGUGUGGUUACCUGACAGAGUGGAAAGGCGUCAUGAUACUAAGACUACAUAUCAAGUGGAGAUCAGAUAUGCUAACAAUACAAACGAAACAUUCACAUUUCAUGGUCCACCAGGGAAUGAUGAGACUCCUGGUCCAGUGAACUGGACCCGUCCAUACUUUGAUUGCGGUCGGCUGAGCAAGUGGUUAGUGGGUGCGGUUUCGCCUGUUGCUGAUAUAUACCCUCGACACACGCAAUUCAGACAUAUUGAAUACCCCACUUACACGGCUGCCGUGGUGAUGGAAAUGGAUUAUGAGAGGAUCGACAUAAACCAGUGUCCUCCGAGUCCGGGCAACGACCGACCGAACAAGUUCGCAUCGACGGCUCGAUGCAAAGAAACAACAGAGUGCGAGCCGUUGGACGGGUGGGGCUUCCGUCGCGGCGGCUACCAGUGUCGCUGCCGGCCCGGGUACCGGCUGCCCAGCAUCGUGCGCCGCCCCUACCUGGGGGAGAUCAUCGAGCGGGCCACCUCCGACCAGUACUACAACAACUUCGACUGCUCCAAGAUUGGAUGGAUCCAAGGUCUGCCGUCGGAGCUGGAGAAGGCGCCGGCGUUCCUGCGCGCGGUGUACCGGGACCGCUACCACGAGUACGUGCAGGCGGCCACCGGGCCCGCCGCGCUGCACGCGCCGCGACCCAACGUCUACGAGAUGCUCAACUUCAUCCGCGGCGUGCGCCCGGACAACUGCUCCCGGUACAACCCCAGCGACCUGGUCCUGAACGGUGACUUGGCGUUCGGAGUCGAGAAGCAGCUGGAGAACCAAGCCAAGAUGGCCCUGAGGCUGGCCAACUUCAUCAGCGCGUUCUUGCAGGUGUCGGAUCCACAAGAAGUGUUCAGCGGGAACCGAGUCGCCGACAAACCCCUGACCGAAGACCAGAUGAUAGGCGAGACCCUGGCCAUCGUGCUCGGAGACUCCAAGAUCUGGUCCGCCGGCACGUACUGGGACCGAGAGAAGUUCCCGAACCGCACGUACUUCGCGCCCUUCGCCUACAAGACCGAGCUCAACGUGAGGAAGUUCCGUCUCGAGGACCUGGCGCGACUCAACUCCACAGAGGAAGUGUACACGAACAAGCCCUGGUUCCAGUUCCUGAAGCAGCGCUGGUCGAGCAACUUCGACAGCCUCGAGCAAUACUUCCUCAAGAUGAACAUCCGCGACUCGGAGGCCGGCAAGUACCUCAAGCACUACGAGCGCUUCCCGCACUGGUACCGGGCGGCGGCGCUGCGCCACGGGCACUGGACGCAGCCCUACUACGACUGCGGGGGCCGCGUGCCGCAGUGGGCCGUCACCUACGCCGCGCCCUUCUUCGGCUGGGACAGCGUCAAAGUCAAACUCGAGUUCAAAGGUGCGGUUGCGGUGACGAUGUCAUUGCUGUCUCUAGACAUCAACCAGUGCCCGGACAAGUACUACGUGUCCAACGCAUUCAAGGGAACGGAUAAAUGCGACAGGAGCUCGUCUUAUUGCGUCCCGAUCCUGGGCCGCGGCUACGAGGCGGGCGGGUACAAAUGCGAGUGCCUGCAGGGCUUCGAGUACCCGUUCGAGGACCCCACCACGUACUACGACGGGCAGAUCGUGGAGGCAGAGUUCCAGAACAUCAUACUCGACAAGGAGACGCGCAUCGACAUGUUCAAGUGCCGCCUGGCCGGCGCCGCAGCCCUGGGGCUCAGCCCCGCCCUGCUGCUCGCGCUGGUGGCCACGCUGGUCGGCCUGCGGUAGUGCCCACGCUCACCUUCAACUGAAGCGGCUGUACCCUUUAGAACGGUACUAACUUGAUAUUAAAAAUUAAUUCUAAAAGCAAUCACUACAACAGUAGUAUGCUUAGUGCGAGUUUUUUAACAUUCUUGAUAGCGUAAAAGUUAGCUUAUAUUUGUAUGGAAUGGGAUCGUUUGCCUACGUUUGCUGCUAGGGAUGCUGUUCCAACUGCAUACAAAUUUGGUUUAACUUUUACGCUAUCGAAAACGUUAAGAAACUCGCACUAAGCACACAGAACAAGAGCGACUGUCACACGUGCAGUGUCCAGCAGCUCGCGGCGCCUCCCCGCGGACACGGGCUCCGGAUUGAGAUUUCAGUUAUAGUCUGUCCCUACCUCCUAAGGUAGGGACAAAAACUCGAAUUCUGUUAGAAGGCGAAUCGAAUUCUGAGAAGAUGAAGAAGAAAAUCUUUAUUCGCCAGAAAUAUAGUUUACAUGAUAUUAUGGAUAUAGGACAUGCGCCGAUGUUUCAAUGAGCCGCUCUCACCUUGGUUAGCAACCCAGAGUCGCGCACCAAAAGUACAGUGCUACAUUCUCUGUUAUUCAUUAUUUAGACUGAUUUUGUACAUCAAAUUGAUACAUACUUUUUAUGUGUGUUAACUUAGAUUGUACCACAAGCGUGUCUACGUUAUACGCUUAGAAAAUAUUAUGUACUAACCAUAACUUUCCGAUAACUUUUCGGCGUCGCGACGUCAUGCUGUAACGUAACGUCGUAACGUCGCUCUGCAACGUCAAGCUGCAACGUCAUGCUGCAAGUCGCUCUGCAACGUCAAGCUGCAACGUCAUGCUGCAAGUCGCUCUGCAACGUCAAGCUGCAACUUCAUGCUGCAACGUCGCUCUGCAACGUCAAGCUGCAACGUCAUGUUGCAACGUCGCUCUGCAACGUCAUGCUGCAACGUCGCUCUGCAACGUCAAGCUGCAACGUCAUGUUGCAACGUCGCUCUGCAACGUCAUGCUGCAACUUCAUGCUGCAACGUCGCUCUGCAACGUCAAGCUGCAACGUCAUGCUGCAAGUCGCUCUGCAACGUCAAGCUGCAACUUCAUGCUGCAACGUCGCUCUGCAACGUCAAGCUGCAACGUCAUGCUGCAAGUCGCUCUGCAACGUCAAGCUGCAACGUCAUGUUGCAACGUCGCUCUGCAACGUCAUGUUGCAACGUCGCUCUGCAACGUCAUGCUGCAACGUCAUGCUGCAAGUCGCUCUGCAACGUCAUGUUGCAACGUCGCUCUGCAACGUCAUGCUGCAACUUCAUGCUGCAACGUCAUGCUGCAAGUCGCUCUGCAACGUCAUGCUGCAACGUCGCUCUGCAACGUCAUGCUGCAAGUCGCUCUGCAACGUCAAGCUGCAACGUCGCUCUGCAACGUCAUGCUGCAACGUCGCUCUGCAACGUCAUGUUGCAACGUCGCUCUGCAACGUCAUGCUGCAACGUCAUGUUGCAACGUCGCUCUGCAACGUCAUGCUGCAAGUCGCUCUGCAACGUCAUGUUGCAACGUCGCUCUGCAACGUCAUGCUGCAACGUCAUGCUGCAAGUCGCUCUGCAACGUCAUGCUGCAAGUCGCUCUGCAACGUCAUGCUGCAAGUCGCUCUGCAACGUCAUGCUGCAACGUCGCUCUGCAACGUCAUGUUGCAACGUCGCUCUGCAACGUCAAGCUGCAACGUCGCUCUGCAACGUCAAGCUGCAACGUCAUGUUGCAACGUCGCUCUGCAACGUCAUGUUGCAACGUCGCUCUGCAACGUCAUGUUGCAACGUCGCUCUGCAACGUCAUGCUGCAACGUCAUGUUGCAACGUCGCUCUGCAACGUCAUGCUGCAACUUCAUGCUGCAACGUCAUGCUGCAAGUCGCUCUGCAACGUCAAGCUGCAACGUCGCUCUGCAACGUCAUGCUGCAACGUCGCUCUGCAACGUCAUGUUGCAACGUCGCUCUGCAACGUCAAGCUGCAACGUCGCUCUGCAACGUCAUGCUGCAACGUCGCUCUGCAACGUCAGACAGCCAGACACACCUCGAUUUGACCGAAUACCAUCGUAUUCGGUUAAAUCUUUUAGCACCACUUGCAAUCUUGUCAUUUUCUGAUAAAAAAAAAAUAUGUUUUUAAGUAAUGUACAUUAAGAUUUCCGUCCAUUUUUUUGUUACAUUGCAUUUUUUAUUUGUAUGAUAUUUUAGUAUUGUUGUAUAAGUACUUUUAGAUUUUACGUAACAAUAAUUUUAUAAUAAUUUGCACGAUAGUAGUGUGAAUACUGGUUUUAUUUGUGAUGUAGAGACAUGUUACGUACGCUACGUAACUCUGAUUUACGGAAUAAAAAUUUCAACAAAUAUAUAGAUGACUCUGAAACAUAUAUCAGAGUGUUGAUAGUACGCGGCGCUCCCACCUGCGUGUCAGCAAACGAGCUGGGCUGUCAUAGACAAUAGCACAGACUGACAAUGUCACUUGUCAGAGUACGGGAAGCGUCAAAACAGUACUCGUGCUUCACACAUACUUUUUAAAAAAGGGAUUUUAUGACCUGGUAACUAAGACCUUUAGGUCAAGUCUAACACGUUGAACGCCAUAUGAAAAAAAGCGUAUUAAAAUUUAGUAUUUUCAUUCAGGCCGCGGUGCUCACCGGUGAGCCUUAUCUUACUGAACCAUUCGGGCCGCGAGGGUCACCCGUGAGCCUUUUAAAAUAUCUAAGCGAAACGAUCAAAGUCGCUAAUUUUUGUCUUCAGUGCAAAUUAGAGCAUUUUAUAAAUAUUAUGAUGGAAAUCUCAAAUUGAUAAAAAUUAGGUACUGAUUCUAUGAUUUUGGCUUGGCCCGAACGGUAUGGUAUGCUAGGCCCACCGGUGGGUCGCAAAGUGUACAACGUGUUGAGUACUUGAGGAAGUCACAUUAAUCAUUCACGAAGUAGUAGCUAGGGUUGGCCACAGUGGAGGCGCCUCCCAAUUAUUUUCUAUUUACACGCACGAAUCUUAUGUUUCUUAAAAAUAUUAAAUUUGAAAAUAACCAGAUUUAAUGUAUUUAUUUCGACAUAACAAAUAUUUCAUUUAUUUGUAUAAUUAUAUCGAGAGGUGAGAGGCUGUUUGGUUUAAGCGACAUUUUGCAAAUCUACAGGAGAGCCUUAAAUGGCUUAAAAUUUGGAAAAAAAAUAUCAUAACAAAAAAACUUCUUCAGCUAUGAGGAUGAAGUAAACUUAGUUAAAGUUCAAUUAAAAACACCGAAUUGUCGAUACUAAUCUAUCUAUCUAUAUAUAUAAAAAUGAAUUUCUGUUCGGUAGUCUCGCUAAAAACUCGAGAACGGCUGGACCAAUUUGGCUAAUUUUGGUCUUGAAUUAUUUGUGGAAGUCCAGAGAAGGUUUAAAAGGUACAUAACUAAGACAAAGCUCGGAAUUAAAUAAAAAUAACAAUUUUGUUUUUCUUUUGACGUGUCCCCCGUCGUCGGACGGAUUCCUUUUGUUCGUUUUAAGUUUAUUUUAUACAAAAGUUUAGGUCUUUUAUUUAGGCACUAUGAAGUCUGACGGGUCAGCUAGUAGUAAUAAAACGCAAAUUUAAUUACAAAAAUACAUGUCGCGUGUUAAGUGAGAUGUCGUUUAAAACAAAUAGCCUUUCACUCCUCGAUAUAAAAGUUGCGACUGUUUGGACAAUGACAGUAGCGUUCAGCUGGGGAUACUCGCUCUGUUGAGUCCGCACUCGUCCCUAACUGAACGCUUAGUAACAUAUGGUAGAUUUUAAGUUGACUUUAUUAACUGAAGACACGAGUGGAUGAAGGGGAUAAGUACCGUUUUUAAGAUUUUUGAGUUUUGACAUUGAAUGAAGAUGUCAUGUGCUUAUAAACCAUAUUAGAUGUUAAACGCUGGGCUUAAAGGCUAUUUUUAGAAAUUGCAUGUGAUGAAGUAUUUAUGUACGAAGAAAAAAUAUUAUCAAAUGAAAGUGACAUAGGCACUUAACGUAUUCUUUAAUUUUAAACGAUUCUAAACAACAAUAUCCUACAUAUUGGUAAAGAUAUGGAAGUACUAUAAUUUCACGCUUAAAAUAAUAAAAAUAACAGCUACAAACACCAUAAUAUCUCAAAAAUAAGUAACAAAAGUUUGUUACCCGUUUUUCAAAAUUAACAAAUUGCAUCAUAAUAUCUCCUUCAUCCACUCAUGUCUUCAACUAUUUGAUUCUGUAUAUAAAUCGUUGAGAAUAUUUACAACAAGAAGAGAAAAGAAAAAGAAACACGAUGUAUAUAAAUCUUUGUGUUUGACAAUUAUGUAAUUCGUGUUUAAGAAUGUCAAAGAUAUACCUCUGAAUGAACCGUCCAUUUUACAUUUUAUUAAUUACGUGCCUUUUUUACAUUUUAUUAAAAUAAAGUGGUAUUUUAAGAA
Molecule: messenger RNA, 7445 nt
Organism: Bombyx mori (domestic silkworm)
Lineage: Eukaryota; Metazoa; Arthropoda; Insecta; Lepidoptera; Bombycidae
Exons: 13
Coding region: 676-3078 (800 amino acids)
Source: RefSeq, a predicted model, not a curated record